AUGUAUUUUCCAUAUUGGAUUUGUAAAAUUUCUCAUAGUAGAUAUAUUAAUAAUCCUGUGAAAUAUCAGUUGAUGUCAAUAUCUUAUUUUUAUAGAAGUAGUGAAACAUCUUCUGAUGAUGUGAUUUGGAAAAAAGAUGGUGUAAAAAUAUUAUUAACAAUAGGUUAUGAUGAAGUGAUGAAAGGUAAAGAAAUAACUUUGGAUGUUAUUGAUAAUAUAAACAAAAAUUCAUAUUCAAAGUUAGAUUAUAUAAAUGAAACACAAAAUUAUUACGAAUAUGUAUUUCGUGUUUAUAAAGAAGGUUCGAAACAUGAUACUGUUGAACCUAUUAAACAAGAAUUGAAAUUAUUGAAAGAAGAGGUUAAUUUAAUUAAAAUUUUGUACAAAAAAGAAAUAAAAUCAUUAAGACAAGAAUUCGAUUCAUUCAAGAAAUCGAUCGAGGAGCAAAAAAAGAUCGAUACUCUGGUAGCAGAAAUAUGUACGAUGUUGAGCAUAAAUUCAGAUAAUAAUUUAUUAAAAAUACAUAACGCUUUGGUACCAAGUAACAAUAUAGAUAAUGAUAUAGAUCAAAAAGAAAUCAUCAAAUCGAUAUGUAACGUUCUUGACAUAAAACACAUACAAAAUAACGAUUAUCAAAAUCUUGUAAACAUAAAAGAAGCC
Molecule: messenger RNA, 660 nt
Organism: Dentiscutata erythropus
Lineage: Eukaryota; Fungi; Glomeromycota; Glomeromycetes; Diversisporales; Gigasporaceae
Source: the annotation of a GenBank genome assembly